AUGUCGACCUUUGGAGAGCAUUUCAGAGUCACCACCUAUGGCGAAUCACACUGCCGCUCCGUCGGCUGUAUCGUCGACGGGUGCCCGCCUGGCAUGGAGCUCACAGAGGCAGACAUUCAGCCCCAGAUGACAAGAAGACGGCCGGGACAGAGUGCCCUGACAACCCCUCGAAAUGAAAAGGACAAGGUCGAAAUACAGUCUGGAACCGAGUUCGGCAUCACGCUGGGCACUCCAAUUGGCAUGGUGGUGCGGAACGAGGACCAGCGGCCCAAGGACUAUGGAAACAGCACCAUGGACAUGUACCCUCGACCCAGCCAUGCUGACUUCACCUACCUGGAAAAGUACGGAGUCAAAGCCAGCAGUGGUGGUGGCAGAAGCAGUGCACGAGAGACCAUUGGUCGAGUGGCUGCCGGUGCUAUUGCGGAAAAGUAUCUCAAGCUCUCCCAUGACGUAGAGAUAGUCUCCUUUGUCUCCUCUGUUGGACAUGAGCAUCUCUUCCCUCCCACAGCCGAGCAUCCCAGCCCGGCAACCAACCCGGAGUUCCUCAAGCUCAUCGAGAAAAUUGACCGGAAGACCGUGGACUCUUUCGCCCCUAUUCGAUGCCCUCAGGCAGACGCAGCUCAUCGGAUGACCAAGCUGAUUGAACACCACCGUGAUCUAUCAGACAGUAUUGGAGGAACUGUUACCUGCGUCAUUAGAAACGUCCCUGUUGGCCUGGGAGAGCCCUGCUUCGAUAAACUAGAAGCCAAACUCGCACACGCCAUGCUCUCGAUCCCCGCUACCAAGGGUUUCGAGAUCGGUUCUGGUUUCCCUGGCUGCGAAAUCCCUGGAUCAAUUCACAAUGACCCUUUCGUGGUAGAGACCAACGGCAACGGAAAGAAGCUGACGACCAAAACGAACAACUCUGGAGGUAUCCAGGGAGGUAUAUCCAACGGAGCUUCCAUCUACUUCCGCGUUGCCUUCAAGCCACCAGCGACUAUUGGACAGGCUCAGACCACCGCCACUUAUAGCUUUGAAGAAGGCAUCCUCGAGGCAAAGGGACGACACGACCCGUGUGUGGUACCGAGAGCUGUGCCCAUUGUCGAGGCUAUGGCUGCUCUGGUCAUCAUAGAUGCUCUCAUGGCACAGAACGCAAGGGAGGCCGCGAAGAACUUGCUCCCUCCACUACCGCAGACGAUACCAACACGGCCAACCAUCACCUCACCGGCCCAGAAUAGAGGCGAACAGGCAAAGUGA
Messenger RNA from Nannizzia gypsea CBS 118893, 1236 nucleotides. Its product is annotated as chorismate synthase. The transcript is spliced from 3 exons. The record is from RefSeq and is a predicted model, not a curated record. Gene Ontology annotation, molecular function: FMN binding; chorismate synthase activity. The coding region runs from base 1 to 1236 and encodes 411 amino acids. Gene Ontology annotation, biological process: aromatic amino acid biosynthetic process; chorismate biosynthetic process. Gene Ontology annotation, cellular component: cytosol. Lineage: Eukaryota; Fungi; Ascomycota; Eurotiomycetes; Onygenales; Arthrodermataceae.